Messenger RNA from Harmonia axyridis, 747 nucleotides. RefSeq names its product copper homeostasis protein cutC homolog. The transcript has a single exon. Bases 1 to 747 code for a protein of 248 amino acids. Gene Ontology annotation, molecular function: copper ion binding. The record is from RefSeq and is a predicted model, not a curated record. Lineage: Eukaryota; Metazoa; Arthropoda; Insecta; Coleoptera; Coccinellidae.
AUGUCAAAGGUCUUGGAGGUUUGUGUUGAUUCUUUGGAUAGCGCGACGGCCGCUGUUGCUGGUGGCGCUGGUCGCAUCGAGUUAUGCGCCUCUCUACUAGAGGGCGGGCUGACGCCGACUCCCGGUUUAUUGAUCCAGGUUCAAAAUUUGAGCGGGAAUAAAGUACCUAUAUACUGUAUGUUGCGAUGCCGCCCAGGCAAUUUCAUUUACAACCGUCAGGAACUGGAGGUGAUGGUCGAAGACGCGAAAAUUUUGAGAAAAUACGGCGCCAAUGGCUUCGUUUUUGGAGCCCUAGACGAGAAUGGCGCAGUCGAUAUGAAAAUGUGCAGGGAGAUCGUCAAGGCUUGCUAUCCAUGCCCAGUAACAUUCCACAGGGCGUUCGAUUUCUGCGAACGCCCUUCUAUAGAGAUAGAGGUGAUUAUCGACUUGGGUUUCGAGAGGGUGCUAACCAGCGGCAAGCAAUCGAAUGCCCAGCUUGGAGUGAAGCUGAUCAAAAAGCUGAUGGAACAGGUUGGCAGCAGGAUAAUCAUAAUGCCCGGCGGUGGUCUAAACAAGGAAAACUUCAAAUUCAUAAUGGAAAACACGGAAGCGAAAGAAUAUCACGGUUCUUUCAGAAAACUGAAAAGUACGAUCGAACAAGACGAUUGCAAUACAACCGAUGUAAAAAUUGGAGAGCACAGCGGACCUAUGCACGUUACCGACAAGGAGUACGUUGCAGAAAUUGUACAUAUGUUAACGAACUGUUGA